GGCAACUCUCGCCUCGUCGCUAAAGGCGAUCGAUUCCGUCCUCCAAAAGAUAGGCCUGGGGGCAUGGGAGAACCCAAACACCAUCUACCACUCCGCUAAGUUCAGGACGGCGACAGACCCGCUGGAUCGUGUAUAUGGUAUUAUGCAGGUCUUCGGGUUCCGUCUCGGAGCAACAAACGAUCCGUCCAGCUCCUUUACUCUUGACGAACUGGAAAGCCAGUUCGCCUUGGAAAUCAACGCGAUCUCGCCGAUUUGGGCCCAGCUUUUUGUUCAUUCACGUCAAGCGCCUAAGGGGAAAUGCUGGCGUAUUAGCCAAGACUCUCGCAUCCCCCCACAGUCUUCGAUUUGCAGACGUGAUUCCCGCCAGCAUGUGCUCGGUCAAGCUGAAUUCUUCGGGUCGCCCUGAAUUCGCAGGCUUGACAAGCCCUUUGGGACGGCUCGCAGAUCUAUGGCUCUGACUGCUGCGCGCAACGAAGGUUACCACUUCUGGGGAGUUGAGGGGGCUAGUCAUUACAUUGCCCUGGACGAAACACAUUUCUCAAAUGAAUAUGUGCCGGAGCCGCUACGCGACAUUUCACCAGAAGACUAUGACAGCAACAAUGCACUUUGCAAGCUGUUACUUGAGACGACUGGGGAUGAGUUGGACGUGUUAUUGUUAGGAAGGCUGUUGAAUGCGGAUGAGUUGGACGAGGAAGACCCGGAGAGUAUGGGUACCGUAGCCCUGCUUGCGCGACGUUCGGACAUGGAUGGCGAAAUGGUGUGGGAACGCCUUGGUAUCUGCGUGUGGGCUACGAGAUAUCUAGAGCAUGAAAAGGGGAUCUGGAAGUCACGGGAAUGUACUCUAUGCUAA
This is a messenger RNA of Trematosphaeria pertusa, 850 nucleotides long. RefSeq lists its product as uncharacterized. The coding region runs from base 449 to 850 and encodes 133 amino acids. The record is from RefSeq and is a predicted model, not a curated record. The transcript has a single exon. Lineage: Eukaryota; Fungi; Ascomycota; Dothideomycetes; Pleosporales; Trematosphaeriaceae.